UAUAUUUUAUACAAUAAUAAUACAUAUAAAUAUAUAUUUGUACAAUAAAGUAAAAUAUUGUAAAGUCCUAUUUGUUAAUCACCUAAUAUUGUGCUGACUGCUGAUUAUUGUGUUCAAAUUAUUUAUCGGAGUUAUUGAGCUAUUAAAAUGACAGUAAUACUAGGAGGUGGCAUAUCAGGGCUGUCAGCAGCAUAUUAUGCUAUUCACAAUACAAGACUUUCGUCUGUUAUUUUACUGGAGGCUUCUAAUCGCUUGGGUGGGUGGAUACGUAGUAGAAGCUCACCAAGUGGAGCGAUUUUCGAGCAAGGACCAAGAACUAUAAGACCAUCUGGUUUAUCUGGGAUGAUCACCCUCGAUUUGGUAGAGCGUCUGCAAUUAAAUGACAAAUUAAUUCAUGCUGAUAGGAAUCAUAUUGCAAAGAAUCGAUUCAUUUACAUGGAUGAGACAUUGCAUGUUGUACCACGUACCUUAAAAGAUAUCUUCACACCCUCGUCGCUUGGUACCUUGAUAAACUACAUAUGGAUGGAUUUGAGGGCUCCUAAAGUAUUUAAGGAGGACGAAAGCAUUCACAGCUUCGUUCAGAGGAAGUUUGGCCAGGAUAUUGCAGAUAACUGGAUCAGCCCUAUGAUCUGUGGGAUCUGUGGGGGAGAUGCACAUGAAAUAAGCGUCAAUAUGAUUUUUCUAUUCAAAUACCUGUUUGAGAUGGAACAGAAACAUGGCUCGAUAAUGAAAGGCGUGGUAGUAGACCUAUUGAAAAAGCUUUUUUCGAUAGGCAGUUUAUAUCAUAGAAUGAAGGUUGACAAAAUGCUUGUAGCAAGAUUACCGACCUUGCCGAGGAGAUCGCGAAACGAACAUUGGUUGAUGUGGGGCUUGCAAGGAGGACUCGAGCAAUUACCUUUGGCACUAGCCGAUUAUGUUAAGAGUCGAGGAGUGAUGAUACAGACUGAGAAAAAGUGUGAAAAACUUACAUUUAAAUCAGAUCGCGUAGAACUGUCGGUUAAUGGCAAUCUUCAGGAAUGUUCACGCGUUAUUUCAAGCUUAUGCGCAAAGGACUUAGCCGAGCUAUUGCAAGAACAACAUCCUAAACUGUCGGCGGAAUUGAAAGCGAUACCUACCGUAACGAUGGGAGUAGUUAAUCUUGAAUUCCAGGGAGAUGUAUUACCUUUCCAAGCAUUCGGCUUCCUCGUACCGCCAAAAGAAAAUCUGCCUCUGUUAGGUGUAAUCUUUGACUCCUGUAUAUUCCCUGGAUCUUCCACAGUAUUGACGGUGAUGAUGGGAGGUGCAUGGUUCGAGAAAUAUUUCGGGUCAAAUCCAUCGAAAGAACAAUUGUUAACGACGGCGAUUAAUCACACCAAGAAUAUCUUACAAAUCGAAGAGGAACCAAUCGCAUACAACGUUGCCGUUCUCAAGGACUGUAUUCCACAACACGUCGUGGGUCAUAACGCCCGUGUAAAACGCAUCCAUGAUUAUAUUUCCGCACAUCAUAUUCCCCUGGCACUGUGCGGUUCUUCUUAUCAAGGUGUGGGACUUAAUGAUGUUAUUCUGUCAGCAAAACAGGCUGUUUAUAAUGUUGCAAAAUAAUUGCAAAAUCGCUUGAUUUGAAAAUGGUAGGUAACUAAUAAUGGCACACAUAAAAAAUAAAUCAAGAAAAACUACAUGCAAACGCUGUCCAUGCCGAAUCAUACCAAAUCAUGCAAAAAAAUCAUGUUACAAAGUUAAAAUAAAAACAUAAUCUUUGAAUGAA
Messenger RNA from Trachymyrmex septentrionalis, 1744 nucleotides. RefSeq names its product protoporphyrinogen oxidase (gene Ppox). Gene Ontology annotation, biological process: heme biosynthetic process. Gene Ontology annotation, molecular function: protoporphyrinogen oxidase activity, oxygen as acceptor. Bases 148 to 1581 code for a protein of 477 amino acids. The record is from RefSeq and is a predicted model, not a curated record. Gene Ontology annotation, cellular component: mitochondrial inner membrane. NCBI's taxonomy places the organism in Eukaryota, Metazoa, Arthropoda, Insecta, Hymenoptera, Formicidae. The transcript has 2 exons.